CAGUUGUCCUCAGCAACGGUGAUGAAAGUCAAAAGCAUAAGUGGCAUUCAGGCUCAAGUUUAUGUGGCAGUUACAAAUACCUGUUUAAUGGCAGGGAGGGCUGAUACUACAAAACAAAUUGGCAGUUUGAAGUUUACUGUCAUGACAGUAUCCAAAUGGCUAGAAGAAUCCGAGAAAUCUGUCUUCUGCAAUGUGAUGGAAACAGGAGACAUCCUGGAGGUGGAGCACAAAGACCUUCAUCACUGGGGAAUUGGUAUCAGAACAACAGCAUCAAGGAGCACAGGUGCCGAAGGAAUCCAAAUCGUAAGCUACAGACCCAAUGAGGGCAAAGUCAUACAGGAGAAACUAGAGAAAUUCUGGGUGCCCGACAGCCGGAUACGAAUCAACAACAAAAGCGAUAGAACUAUGGCAUAUCAUAACGAAGAAGAGAUCAAGCAACAGGUGGCAUAUGCACUCAGACAUCAUAAAAAGCAGAAGUGGCACAACAGUGAACAUUUUGCUCACUGGUGUCGACAUGGUAAAAAAGCUGGGACUACAAAGGAGAGAAAUGUCAGUGAUAUGGCAAAAUGGGGAAGCAUAUCAGCCAGUGCGGGAGCAUGGAUGUUCAUGAAAAUCAGAAGGCAGCGACACAGUACAGAAUAACAACGGUCCAAUCACUUCUUUACUAUACAGGACUGGACCCACCUCAGCAUGUCUUUUGUUAAUUCAGUGGCAUAUUUUACUGUAUUCAAAGCUCCUAAUUAAUUUAAAGAUAUUUACUCAGCAGGAUACUGUAGAGUCAACUUUAAAUUGGAAGGUAGUGAGAAUCUCAGCUCAAUUAAAUGCUCUCACUGACAGAACAUUUUUGGAUUUCCUUAGUCCCUCCAUAUGAAUACCAGGACAGUAUCUUGAAUAGGCCAAGACAGCCUCCUUCCAAAUAUUUACACAGACCAGUGUAAAACAACAUAAGAAUCAUUUAAUCUGUAAUACGAUCUUAAAACAACUGCAUCAAAAUGAUGACAAAACUUCCACAGAGAUAUGCUAUAUCCCCCGCCUCUUCCAUUAACAGACUUUCGUCUGUGGAUACUUCAUGGCUCUCAAAGUCAUCAACUUCACAAAAACUACUUAAUGUCCUGCAUCUGUUCAAUAUGCCAAAGGGUGAUCAACAAAUGUUACAAUGUAGCAUAUAUGAUAACAUACAAAAAUAAGAAAAUAAUCACUUUUUAUGUAUAUAGUGUGGCAUUACAUAUUUGCCAGAAUUUGUAGGCAUACUCUACAGGUCAUCUCAGGCAAAGAAAUUCUCUAAAUCAACAGUUUGAACCACCGCCAUUAUCAAGUUAAGCACCAGUGUAGUGUAGUAUGCUAGCACCACUAAUCUGAUUAUUUUAUUCAGCUGUUGUAGUUGUUUCUAACUGUGCAGUGUUUGUUAAAUUCCUUUCACGCUUCACCCUCCCCAGAGGUGCCCAUCACAGACAUAUUCACUGUACUAAAGCUAUGAGAAUCACUAACAUUGUUACUGGUAUCACUGACAAGAAUGAAUGAUGUAACUAAUUUCAAUAAAGUAUUUUCUAGACACA
Messenger RNA from Cryptotermes secundus, 1556 nucleotides. RefSeq lists its product as uncharacterized. The transcript has 4 exons. Lineage: Eukaryota; Metazoa; Arthropoda; Insecta; Blattodea; Kalotermitidae. The record is from RefSeq and is a predicted model, not a curated record. Bases 22 to 642 code for a protein of 206 amino acids.